This is a messenger RNA of Auanema sp. JU1783, 213 nucleotides long. Lineage: Eukaryota; Metazoa; Nematoda; Chromadorea; Rhabditida; Rhabditidae. The record is from the annotation of a GenBank genome assembly.
AUGGAUUCCAAUACUAAACUCAACGGAAGACUUUCCUAUCCUCAAGAGUUGGAGUCUGAUGAUAUCGGGCCGUUCUUCAAUGUCCGAUCGUUAACUACCAGAAGCAAUGAUUAUCAAGCUGAUACUCCUCAGACGACGUAUAGACCAGGAAUGUACCUCCAGUUAGCUCUAAGGACAGAACGGCUGUCCAACCAACUGAAGAGUAAACUCUAG